UCCGUGACGUCAUCGGCCAAUUUUUCCAAAGAGCGAGGAGUAAGAUGCGAAAAUCGAGGAACUCCCGACGAUUUUGCGAGGCUUGGGCAAGAUGGGAGGGUGUGUAGGGACGGCCAGGGAAGGCUCUGCUUCAAGCCGUACCUCAUCGGGCGAGGGAUCCACCUCACUGAGAGGUGGUACAUCAAUAGGAAAGAAUGUUCCCCUCCGGCACGAGAAGAUUCGGUGGAAGUCUGACAUGCCUCUGACGGAGGGCCAAGUGAGGAGCAAGAGGGACGAAUUCUGGGACACGGCGCCGGCCUUUGAGGGGCGGCGUGAGAUUUGGGAUGCCCUGAAAGCAGCUGCAGGAGCCAUCGAGAACCAGGACUAUGAUCUGGCACAAGCCAUCAUUGAUGGAGCGAGUAUUACCUUACCCAAUGGAACCUUGACGGAUUGUUAUGAUGAACUUGGGACCAGGUAUCAGUUGCCAGUGUACUGCUUAUCAUACCCACUCAACAUCCUGCAACGUUCACCAGAUAAAGAGGGUGAUAAUGAAACAGAGGGGAGUGUUGAAGGAGAGGAACAGGUCUUGAAAGUUCGGCUCUCCACCACAAGCAAAGACGUCAAAUUACCCGUGCGCUCGACAGACACUAUAGCUACUGCUAAGAGGAAAUUAGAGAUGCAGGAGAACCUGGGUGCGGUUCGCCAGCGCUGGUUCUAUAGUGGGAAGUUGCUGGGUGACCGGUUGCACGUGUGUGAAUGCAACAUCCAGCACAACUAUGUGGUGCAGGCCAUCAUCACAGAGGAGAGGAUGACGCCUGUGGAUAGUUGAGGAUGUGAGGAUGGCUUCUAGGGGAGGCGCUUGCCUUUGUAAUACUUCUGAUGUCAGAGGAGGAGGAGGAGGAGCUCUGUUUCAAUGUGAUAUUUCAAAAGUGUCGUUUAUUGUGAGUGAUUGUUCUGAUUACGAUUUUUUUUUUUUUUUUUCUAAAAAGGUGAUAUGAGUUGUAGAUAUGCUAUAGGUAAGGAAGCUUUAUUUUCUAGAUUUUGUUUUUUUCUUUGAAUCAUUUCUUUUCGUAAUUAAGGGUUCAUGGUAUUUUUGCAUGAUGCCUUCCAGCUGAUAUUCAGACAGCCAAGGAUUUUUAGUCAGAUAAUGUGUGAGUGCCUCAGCAUUAAUAAAAAGGUUAGUAAAAUGGGUAAUGAUAUAAAAAGGGAAAUAAUAUGACCCAGAUAAUAAGGGCAGAAUAAAAGCAUUCUUUUCCCCUCCCUUUUUUAACCAUUUUUAUCAAAAUUCAGUAAGUUUUUCUCAGAAAAUAAGGGCUAUAACUAUAUUUCUUUUUCAUUUAGUAAUUUUUCCUUUGAAAGCCUUGUUGAAGUAAGUCACAUGAAAUAUUUGUUGAUGUGGAGAAGGAAACUACCAGGCAUAGGUAGAUAUCAUGAUAUUCUGUGAUCAGAAUAGGUAAUAUUAAGAUGUAAAAAAGAACAGGUUCUUCACUUCCGAACAUCAAAAAGUGCUUUUUUAUAUAUGUAUGCAGUAACCCAAGUGCUGUCAUGUGGUCCAUUAUGAAUGUCAUCAUUGCCCAGAUAAACCAUUAAAAUAUAAAAGUAAGGAAGAACCACAAAGAUAUUGUUGGAGAUUGCUGGAUUAUAUAUCUCCUGUAUAUGUACAUGAAACAUUUCAGAUUAAUCGUUGACAUAAUUGUGAAGAGCCUUUACUUGUGAGUACACACUGCUUAUGCAAACAAGGGAUAGAUAGUUUAUUGCAGUCAUUUCACAGUAUGAUUCUCAUCUGAUCAUUUUUGUAAAUGGCAGUGCUAUUGUACUGUAGAUGUGCAGUGUUGUUGGAUAUAUUCUCAUUCAGCAUUUGCCAUGUAUAAUGAACUUUUUAAAAGCAUGUUUCAGUUUGGAAGAUAUGUUUAAUGAGAGUGAGAUUGUCUGUUUUCACCUUAAGACACUCUUUACUAAUCUAAAAAGAAAACCAUGAUGGGCCAAGACAGUAUUUUCUUGACAACACAUUGGAUUGGCAGUUUGUAGGCAGUAUUAGAAUGAAUUCUAGUGGAGGGGCAUUUUAUAAGCUUGCAUGCUGAUACUGGGUCUUUUCUUAAUAUAAUCUUUGAUGUAUUUGAGUGUGCGUGUGCAGCUGUAGAGAACCUUUUUCACUAUUUUAAGUGUGGAGCAUCAUCAGAAAGAUUAGAUGUCACACAAACCAUGGGAAUAUGAAGAUUAAGGUAAAUCAUGAUCUGUUAUUCAUGUCAUCCUAAUAUAGAAAUAAUAGGCUUCUGCAAAAAAAUUAUACUCUUAUCUUUUUGUAUGAUAGUAAGAGGACCAGUAAUUAUCAGAAGACUUACACAAAGAGGGAAAGAUAGUAAGCUCAGAAAUCCUUGGAGACCCAUGAGUGUGUAAAUACCUUCCGAGCAUCAGCAAGCAAUGGCCUAUUUAUGGCCCCACCCUAAGAGACUGUGAUAUGGUCUGUAGUAGUUUAAUGAUCUUGGAUAUGUAACCCUUAAAAGGUCAUAGGUGUAGGCCUCAUUACUCUUUUGUCGUCUUUUAUUAUUAUUUUGUUAGAGAUUGUUUAGUCUGUUUUAUAUACUUGGUUAAGAGGCAUGUGAUGUGGAUCCAUUUCACCUUGAUUUUUGGGGGGUGACUUGCCCUGAGUUGGAGACUUGGCAAAACAAACCUCUAGUCAUACUGUUGUCUUGGUUUAUUCUGGGAUUAUUUCCAUCUCAUGAAAAAGAAAACCAAAAUUAUGGAAUAAGAAUUAUUUAUUAUAUCUGAGUUAUUCUUUAGAAUUGUAUGGAAUUAAAUGUAUUUUUUUUUCAAAAUUACAGAUUGUUUAUUUGUUAUACUUUAAUUUUUACUUGUCUUUACCAGGUCAUGGUAGAGUGAUGUGUUUUUAUAUCUUUUUGUUGACGGGACUUCUUCCUCUGUUUUCCCUUCUCUUAAUUUUCUUCUAAGCAGGUCAGUUGCAAAGGCCAAAAGCAGCCUUUUUCAGAGGGUUGUCUGACAUUAAAGAGAGGAAAGUGGUUGAGUGUUAUACUUUGAGAAUAAGAAACAUUCAUGGUUAUAUUUGUAAAAUUGAUAAUAUUUUCAAUUUAAUCUUGGUUUUAGGUUGAUAUAUUUGAUGAAGGGGGAGAUAUGCAGUGGAGUGACCUUAAAAAGGUGCUGUAUCUGUUACACACAGCUGAAAAUUUCAGAAUAUAUUGAAUAAAAUGCCUUUUUAAAAAGAUUUUUGGGAGGGGGUAUAAUCUUUAAGGAUUUUACUUUUGUACUUUCUUUCUUCAUUUUAUCUUUUCAUUUUUUUUUUUCUGUCAAGGAAAAGAGGAUAAGAGAGGUCAGCACAAGGAACACUUCACUUGUAUGUAGUCUGAGCUCCAAAUGAUGUGUUUUGCAUAUACUUGAAAAAGCUUAUGUUUCUUGGUGCUUUGGAGACAUUACUUUAUACAAGGUGUAAUUUCUUUCCUCAUGUUUCACUGUAAAUAUUGUUAGAACAGAAGCUGAAAUUUGAAAAAAAAUGCCUUUUUGAUAAAUACUAAAGAAAUGUACCUACGUAGUUGUGAAAGGUGAUUUAACAUUAGCUGCUAUUUGAAAGGUGUUAUGUUAAAAUAUGGACAAAUAGGAAAGUUGAUAAUCCUUAAAGGCAUUUAUUGUGAGACACUGACCUCAUCUAAUAGUUUUUUUCCUACCCAGAAUGUUCUAGCACAAUUGUAUGCGUAAGAGGGGUGUAAUGCACGAACUGACACAUGUAUCAGGGUUUGUCACAAGCGAUGGAAUGUUGUCAACUUUGAAUCUGUUGGCACAGUCAUCUGUCUCUGUUCAAGGCAACCUGCUUGAGUUGCCCAUCUGUGUAUUUCCUGUGAAGGUGUAAAUUACUACUUACAGCACAAUCAGGUCUUGGAAAAUGGUCUUACCUUCUCAUGUCACAAUCAUAGAUGUAGGGGUGAUCACUUCUGAGUGUCAGGAAGAAGUAUCUUGCAUGUAAUAGCACAAAUGUGUACAGUUAUGGGCAACAGAUGUACCCAUAACUAGUAAUGUAUGUAAGUGAGGGUGGAUAGAUAGUGGAGAUAAGACUUCUUUGAGUGUAAUAAUGAUUCAGGGAGUUACUCUUUUGUUUGAUCUCUCACUUUGGUUCUUUUGCUCAAUCAUAAAUACACAUAGUACACAGCCGUUAUAUAUAGACAUGCUUGUGUAUUCAGCCAUGUGUGCAGAUAUCAGGUGAAGACAUCCACAGAGAAGUACUUUUGGUUCAGUUAGAGAUAAAGUUCCUGCAGAAUUCAGAGAACAUGAAGCAUUUGUUGCGUUAACUGCACAAAAACCUUUGUUUUUUGUAUCAUAAAAGAUUUUGCUCGUUUUAUAAAAAAAAAUGCAAUUUUGACUUACUUUACAUCAUACUAGUUAUAUCAGUGUAGGUUUUGACUUUUGCUAUUUAGAUGCUUUGCAUGAGAGUGCUUUGACAUUGAGGAAUUUGAGAAUAUGGGAUUAGAUAUGAUUUGGUUCAUUUAUAAUUCUUAUUUUUUUUUUUAGUUAGGAUUUCAGAAUGGUGUUGAACUAAAGGCGUAUUUAUUAAUUUUAUCAUUGCAGAUAGUUAUUAAUUAUUAGUACAGGAAGAGCUAUUAGACAUGGUAUCUACAACUUGUCUUUGAUAGUGGACUGCUCAUGAAAGUCUUAGGGUCUUAAAUUUAAAAACUGAAGCAAGAAAAGAUCUUUGAAAACCAUUAAAAGUCUUUUUACUACCUGCAAGUUCAUUGGCUUGGGUAAAGAUCAUCUAAUUUUUUGAUAGAGGUAGAUAAAUUAUUGACAGUAUAAUAUGUAUGUAAAUUUUGCACACACAUACAUGCACACAUAUUUUGUGUGUGCGUGUGCGUGUGCGUGUGCGUGUGCGUGUGCGUGUGCGUGUGUGUGUGCGUGUGCGUGUGCGUGUGUGUGCAUGUGUGUAUGUGUGUGCGUACGUGCGCGCAUGCAUGUGCAUGUGUGGAUGCAUGUGCGUGUGCAGUGGUGUGCAUGGGUAGGUAUGUGUGUGUGUGUGUUCAAGUGUGAGUGCAAGUGCGAGUGCACGUGUUCAUGUGUGUGUCUGUUUGUGCAUGUGUGUUUGUAUGUGCAUGUGUGUGUGUUUGGUUAAUGUUUGGCUGAUAACAAUUGCUCAGAAAUGAAUUUUACACAUUAAUUUAUCAUUCAAAACAGUAUAUAUCUGAACUUGAUUAUGAAGUUUGUGCAUUGCUUUUUUCACAUCCUUUUUGAAUUUUGAUGUCAUAUAUAUCUUUUUUAUUGGGCUUUGGUAUGCAGUCUGAUGUGAAAAUGUGCUGUAUUACAACAACUGUUCCCUGGUAGUAUGUAGGCAGUGUCCAAGGAGGGUAACAUGAAUAUCUUUGGACAUUUCACACAAGGCAGAAUCGUAUUUAUACACUGUGUGCUUGUUUGUAAGCUCUGUUGGCACACAUAAAGACAUGUACAGAAAUAUCAAACACUGCAUAACAGUUGAAGUAUUUAAGUAGGCAGUGGCUAUGGUUAUGGCAUUAUAGUGUCAGCACAAAUCCUAGCACCACUGCUUAGGGCAUGCCAUAGCCUUAGUGAAAAGCUUUAAAAUUUACACUAACACUGUGACAUACCCACAAGGUGUGCCCUUUAAUAGCUAUGCUGAAGCAUUAGCCCAUAAGAUGGCUACAGUAUAUGCCGCACCAGUAGCCACUUUGAUAUAUGUAUUCUCACUUAUUUAUUUAUGUAUUUAUUUGUUUAGAGUUUUAUUGUAAGACUCAUCUGAAGAGAAGCAGUAGUUACUUAUUGGUUUGGCUUUAAUAGAACUUUAUAUUUCCCCCUCUAAAAUGUCAGAUAUAUUUCUAAAGUUUGUGAUAUAGAUAUUAAUGCAUAUAAGUUUUAUAUAGCCUUUCUGUAGCAUGUUAAGGUUGAAGGUGUCUUAAGGUUGGCCCCUUGAACCUGAACUUAUUUUCUUUAUUUACUGUAAACCAGUCUUUAUGUAGCGUUGAUCUACAUUCUCUGUACAGUACUGGAAAGGUACUAGGAAAUAUUUGAAGCUGAUACAGUGUUAGUUUUAUGUUUUGUUUGGUUUUAGGUCAAAGCCAGGGGUACAUAGGAGUGCUGCACUUCAUGAAGUUGGCAGUUUGGAGGCCAUUACUCCUCCCCAAACACAGUCACUAAGUACACCCCUAAUUAGAGCAGUUUAGGAUGUUAUAACAAGUAUGAAUUGGAUAAUUGAUGCAUUUUUUUGUUUUCCCAUUUUCCUACCAGGUAUAGUUGUAGAAAAUAAGUUUUUCCACAGGUUUUAUGUAUUAGAGGGUAAUUUUGAGCCUGCAAAGAAAUAAAGAAAGUCAUGGUAUUAUGAUUUUGAUAUUUGAAAUUGGAAAUGUAAUUAACCCAACCGCCAUAGAUAUAUGUUCUGCCCCCUGUAUUUUUAAAAAUUUUGUUACAUACAGAUGGCUCCACUGUGUUUUUCUUUUUAAUACAAUUGAUAUCAGUGCUGUUAUUAUUGUUAUUGAUAUGAUUAUUAAAUUGUUAUUAAAAUCUUGGUAACAUUUAAGACAAUGAAAUAAUGCAAAAGACGAGGAAAAGGGUAAACAAGUGAGAUAGGAAGGACUAAUAACUGACUCCUUGGUGACUAAGCACUUGUAGAACCAUCUGGGUACAAAUACAAUAAAUAAACUUGUAUUACAGUGGGCAUGACAUAUAUUCUUGCCAUAUGAGGCGAAUGGGUUAAAUAUAACAACUACUCUUUAAAUGGCCUUCUAGUUAAGAAAGGGGUGUGUCAUUAGUCAGUUAACAUAAAGAAAUAUUACCUUUUACUUUCUUACUAUAACAUGUUGAAAAUAUUUAAAAACAAGGUAUUUUUCACUGCCAUGGAGUCUGCAGCAUUCCCAAAUCAGUCCACUCCAGCUAGACCAGCUAGGAAGAUAAACUGAAUCCCCAAAGUUCCCAUUUACGUAGAAGUUCUUUUUUCCCUUUAUUCUUACCCUGAUACAGGUUCAUAGAAAGAAAGGAUUUACAAAGCAGCUUAUUUGGUAAGAUUAUGAAAGAAGUAUUUAAUGUGCUCUGCCAGUUUUCAAAAUGAGCGAAGACUGGGAUGGACAGGUGAGCUGACCAGCACUGUACAGUUAAUGGGAUUAUAGGCAGCUGGAAAACUAUUCAGUAGAUCUACAGACUGCUGGAUAUGAAGUGAUCCUCCCUUCCAUUUAGUUUGGAUUUUCCCCCAUUUUUAAAAAUUCUCAAGUUACAAUUUAAAUUCCAGAGCAUAGUAAAUAUGAUAGAUCCAUCUUUUUUCUUCUCAAAGUAUUCUUGCAUUCUUUCCCAUGUUUUGUACUUUUUCCCUUUCUUCUGUUGCAGCUCCUACCUUGUGGGAAUGCCCCCCUUGUUUGUGUGAUAUUUCAUAGCCAUGAGCCUAGAGGCUAGUCUUGUAAUUUUUAUAGUCAUUUUAACUUGCUCUUGUAAAUAUUACAUUCAUUUGGAAAGGACUGUUGAAAGCAGAUUCCUACAUUUUUGUGUUUAGUGUCUUAGACGAGUCUAUUCUUGUAUGAGUUUGAUAUUGGUGUAUAUGUAUGUUUUUUACUGUGCUUCUCUCUUCUUUACUAUGUACUCUGCCACUGGUAAUUGCACCCAGAGUUGAUUUGGGCGCGUGAUUAAAGUUUAGAUUUCAUAAGUAAUUUUACUGACAGGAAAAUGAUGAUGACAUUGAUAAAGUUGAUAGGCAUAUCUACAUGUAUGUGUGAACCAGUGUGUGUGUGAGAGGUUUUUAACAUGUAAUAGUCAUAUGCAUUUGUAACUGUGAACACAAAAAAAUGCAAAAAGAUGCAUACAGAUUUAUCCUGAUUGUCACUCUGUCCAGUUUUGUUCACAUAUGGUAUCACAUUUAUUACAUUAUGUGGUUAUUUAUAUAUAUGUAUGUAUAAACUGCCUGGUUAUAGAUAUCUCUAUAUAGGGUAAAAAGCUAAACACUUAUGUUUAGUUUUUUUGGUAAUUGGAUUUGCUCAUUUUAUAUGGUUUUACUAUUAUUUGUUGUGUUUUGUUGAACUUACUUGCAGGGUAUUGUAUUCUAUUUUUUUUAUAUUUAUCUGUGACUUAUGAAAGGAAAUUUGGUUUUACAGACAA
This is a messenger RNA of Penaeus indicus, 8064 nucleotides long. RefSeq names its product ubiquitin domain-containing protein 2-like. The transcript is spliced from 5 exons. The record is from RefSeq and is a predicted model, not a curated record. Gene Ontology annotation, molecular function: protein binding. The coding region runs from base 92 to 808 and encodes 238 amino acids. Lineage: Eukaryota; Metazoa; Arthropoda; Malacostraca; Decapoda; Penaeidae.